CAUUCCUCUCCAAGAGUUUUCAGCCAACACAUUGAACUCUUCUUCAGAGCUCUCCCUUCCCUCCACAAAGGGGGUCUAGGGUUAGAGUGUGUGUGUCUGUGACAAGUUCCAAGCUAGCAACAACAAGCUCAAUUCCUUGCUUGUUUGCUUCCAUAUUACACUACAUCUCUUCCCUUCAAUUACCCCCCUUUUAGCACACAAAAAUGGCUGGCCUGUCCCUGCAGCAUCCCUGGGCUUUUGCCUUCGGCCUCCUUGGCAACCUCAUAUCCUUCACGACCUAUCUGGCACCAAUCCCGACGUUCUACCGGAUCUACAAGAGCAAGUCGACGGAGGGGUUCCAGUCGGUGCCGUACGUGGUGGCGCUCUUCAGCGCCAUGCUGUGGAUCUUCUACGCGCUGAUCAAGUCCAACGAGGCCCUCCUCAUCACCAUCAACGCCGCCGGUUGCGUCAUCGAGACCAUCUACAUCGUCAUGUACCUCGCCUACGCCCCCAAGAAGGCCAAGGUGUUCACGACGAAGAUCCUGCUGCUGCUGAACGUGGGGGUGUUCGGGGUGAUCCUGCUGCUGACGCUGCUGCUCUCCCAUGGCGAGCAGCGCGUCGUCUCCCUCGGCUGGGUCUGCGUCGCCUUCUCCGUCAGCGUCUUUGUCGCGCCGCUCAGCAUCAUCAAGCGAGUGAUCCAGUCGAGGAGCGUGGAGUACAUGCCCUUCUCCCUCUCCCUCACGCUCACCCUCAGCGCCGUCGUCUGGUUCCUCUACGGCCUUCUCAUCAAGGACAAAUACGUCGCGCUUCCCAACAUCCUGGGCUUCACAUUCGGUGUGGUCCAGAUGGGGCUCUACGUGUUCUACAUGAACGCGACGCCGGUGGCCGGCGAGGGGAAAGAAGGGAAGGGGAAGCUGGCGGCGGCGGAGGAGCUCCCCGUCGUCGUCAACGUCGGCAAGCUCGCCGCCGCCACGCCCGACAGGAGCACCGGCGCCGUGCACGUGCACCCAGUCCCGAGGAGCUGCGCGGCGGAGGCGGCGGCGGCCGAGCCGGAGGUGCUCGUCGACAUUCCGCCGCCGCCGCCGCCGCGCGCCGUCGAGGUGGCCGCCGUGUAGGGUCCCCGGCCGGUCAACGCGUGCUUGCAUGGGCCAUGCACGUGUGCAGUACCACGUGCCACGUACACUUUAAUAUGAACUCCAGGGCAAACUUGGAGGAGACAAGCUACCACCAAUUAAUUAACUUAAUUAUUAUUACUCAUCUUUCCCAAAAUAUAAUUACUUUUAGCCUCUAAAAUUUAUCUCAAAAUAUAGCAACUUCUUCACCUAUAUUCUCUUAUAAAACAAUCGUAACCUUCCAUUAAUUAAAUUUCUUACAUAUAUAUUUCUCCUCUUAUCAAUCAAUCCCAACUGCCUUUUUUUUUCAUUUUAUUCCUGUAACUUUCGUAAUAUAUCCGUAUAUCCUAUCUAAAACUUAUUAUAUUUUGGGAUGGUGAUGGUAUUAUAUAUCUUUCUUGCAUGCCAUGCAACUAGAGACGGGGGAAGCUAUGUGUAAUGUAUGUGCAUGUGUUUCUCUGGUGUUGGUUUCCGCUUCUGUUGUAUUCAUUUGUAUCGGUCAAUGGGUAUCUAUUAUUCCUAAUUAGUUCCUUGUACUUGUAAUGUAUGUCAAAAUUAAUAAAAAUGUAAUCGAUAAAUAUCUCUUCUAUCAA
Oryza sativa Japonica Group (Japanese rice) is the source of this 1684-nucleotide messenger RNA. NCBI's taxonomy places the organism in Eukaryota, Viridiplantae, Streptophyta, Magnoliopsida, Poales, Poaceae. The record is from RefSeq and is a predicted model, not a curated record.